Neospora caninum is the source of this 5031-nucleotide messenger RNA. Its product is annotated as putative copper-transporting ATPase 1. The record is from RefSeq and is a predicted model, not a curated record. Gene Ontology annotation, cellular component: membrane. Gene Ontology annotation, biological process: copper ion homeostasis. The transcript has 11 exons. NCBI's taxonomy places the organism in Eukaryota, Apicomplexa, Conoidasida, Eucoccidiorida, Sarcocystidae. The coding region runs from base 1 to 5031 and encodes 1676 amino acids. Gene Ontology annotation, molecular function: ATP hydrolysis activity; P-type divalent copper transporter activity; copper ion binding.
AUGACAUGCAUGUCGUGUUCCGGAGCUGUCGAGCGGCAGCUGCAGCAAACAUUUGGGGUGUACGACGCGGUAGUCGAUUUAAUGGGCAGCUGCGCGCUAGUGGCAAUGGACCCGCUGCUGCAGACGCCCCAGGGGGUUUGCGAGGCAAUUCAGAAACUCGGGUUCCGGAGCUCUCCGCUGUCAUUUCAUAACCGGGUGCAAAGAGAGAGCUCUUCAGUGUCCCGCGGCGCGCCCUGCGGAGCGCCCGCGCCGGGACCAGCGAGCCGCGAGGUGUGGGAGAAACCAGCAAGAGGCUGCGGAGGGGCUGAGGAGAACAGUCUCGACAGAGGCUUCGAGGAGGGUAAGGCACCCCCGGAACGUUGUUUCCGAGUUUUGAAACCCGAAGCAAACGGGGAAACAGAAAACCCGAGGACGGAGGGGGAGACUGAUGCCGUGGAAACAAAAGGUGACAACUUACAAGCAAUAAAACCUUAUUGCCACCUGAACGCAACAGAGCCUUGGAAAGAGGGAAACGUCGGGGUUCCUCAAGGGGAACGACUCUGCGCCAAUGCUCGACUUGGAGGGUCUUUGUCUUCCAGGGGGGGACAGGCUGGAGCAGAGUCGGAAGAGGGGGGAGGCGAAAGCGGCGAUGAGAGGGGGGAAACCUUGGAGUCCGGGGUGGGUGUGGAGAUUUCCACAGCCAAAAGGGAGGUCCCGACCGUUCGGCCAUACGCAAGCACUCCAGGCAAGACGCGCUUCAAGAACAGCGAGAAGAAACAGGCCACGGCAUCAUUGGUCAUGAAAAUCCAAGAAUGCUUGAAAAAUGGGUCUGUCACUUCAUCCGUUUCUUUCCUGUCGUCCACGUCGUCCACGGCUUCUUCGCCCCUUUCUUCCUACCGGACGGCGACCUGUGGUCACACCUGGGACAGGCAACAAGCUCCAGUUUCUUCGUGUCGAGGCGAGAAGGAAAUCGUUGCCGUCCUGCGCAGGAGAGAAGGCGUUAUCGCGUGCUCUCGGAUUGAUGACGGAGACAGUGCCGUUCUUCACGUCUGCUACAAUCCUUCUCUCCUCGGCGCCAGGCAGAUCGUCGCCCUCGUGGAGGCAGAGGGCUUCCUGGUUACAGUCCAAAGAGCAGAUCCUUUGAGAACCCAGAGGGAGGAAAUGAAGAAACUAAUCUCCAGCUUAUCGAAAAAUGUGCGUUUUUCUGUGGGACCUGCCACUCUCGUUCUUUUCCUCGCCCUCGCUACACACAUGGCGGUCCUUCCUUCCUGGCUCAGGUUUGAGCUCGUCCCAGGCGUCACACUCUCCAACCUUGUCAUGUUGGUGCUCACGAUUCCUGUUCAGUUUUGCUGGGGGUACUGCUUUCAGCAAGCUGCAGUCAAGGCCUGCACAGCGCGCUGUCCUACAAUGGACUGCCUUGUCGCUCUAAGCACAAAUCUCGCCUUUUUCUACUCUUGCGUUGCUCUCGGGUAUAGUUUUCUGUCCCGCGUUGUGUUUGCGAGACAAAGGGACGACUUCAAGCGACAGUUCUCGUCCGGUGUUGAGGCUAGCAGAGACGCUCGUUGGGCGGCGAGACAAAACGACUACUUUGUGCAUGCAGCUCUACAAGCGGAAGACGACCCACCAACGUGCUUCGAUGCAUGCGCAACGCUCACAACGGUGUUGCUUAUUGGAAAGUGGCUGCAGCAGCGUGUGAAGGCGCAGGCUCUGAAGAUGCUGGAUCGAGUGUUGGACAAACCCCCAGCAAGUGCCAUAUUGGUUGCAGCAGAGGCGAAGGACACCCUUUCCGGACUCGAGGGAAAGAAUCCCGGAACUCUGAGAAAAACAGCGCGAGAAAUUCCUGUCGAUCUGCUUCACAUCGGAGAUGUCAUCGAGGUCCCACCUGCGGAGACACUCCCUGCCGACGGCCUUCUCUUGAGUCCCUCAUGUGCAAGAGUGGACGAGCAGUUGCUGACGGGAGAAGCCAAGUGCGUUUGCAAAUCUUACGGCGACCAGUUGCUUGCUGGCUCAAAGAAUGGCGGCUCGGCAUCCAUUCUUUUGCACGUUAACAAAAUUGGCGACCAGACGGUUCUGAGCCAGAUCUCGGCUUUGGCCUCAGAGGUGCAACGCAGCCGCCUCCCCAUUCAGGCAAUCGCGGACAAACUCGCCGCUUACUUUGUGCCUGUGGUGUUGGUGAUUGUCGCUAUCACGCUCGUGGCGUGGUCGGCAGUCGUCUUUUCGUUUUCAACAAACCCGUCUUUCCUGCAACACACUGUUCCACGGGACCUAGUCACUUUGCCGACUGGCGCAAGGCAUCCUCAGGCGAAUCUGGGGAGCAACCAAUCGCUUGUCUUUCGGCCUUCUCCGGAGGACGAUCUCACCGCGAGGGACAGUCGAGAAGACGCACCGACCUCGAAUCGGCAGAACGCGCCAGAGAAUCCCCAUUCUCGCGACGACCCUUGUGAAGGGAGUGGAGCGAGGAGUCCGAGCAAUUCCGGAAUGGCGUGUUCCCUUCUGCGUACCACCAGCAGGCAAACGGACCACGAGAGUGGAGAGCCUCUGGGGGUUUCCCCUCUCAGGCGCCAGUCCCCUGAUGGUGCAAGGAACGUGGCUAGCGACCUCCCUACCGUCGGAAUUUUGUUCCCUGAAAUGCAUGCGCGCCCACCAGGAGAGACUCGCAAAGAACCUGCUGCGUUUCACACCUCCUUUGCAGACGAUCCGAGUCUCACGAGGGGCGAAAUGCCCAUCGGUCUCCUUGAUGCCUCGCUUGUUGAGAAGAGCAGAGACCACGGGACCAGUCCCCCGGAAGCGAGAACCCCGGAAGGCGCUAGAGUGCGGUUCUCCAAGUUGGGUUUCGAAGAAACGAUCCACUGGAAACUGUGGAUCUUCUUCGUGAAAUCGCUCUUCGUCCUUCGAUUUGUGAUCGCCGUAUGCAGCAUUGCCUGCCCUUGCGCAAUGGGCCUUGCAGUCCCCGUGGCCCUGGCGGCAGCUGCAGGCCGAGCAGCCGCGUGGGGUAUCCUCAUCCAAAACGGCGCGGCAUUCGAAGCAGCCGGGAAAGCUCAAACCAUCGUGUUCGAUAAAACUGGAACGCUGACCACAGGCAAAAUGAAAGUGGCCGCUGCUGUACUUUCGCUUCGAAACAUUGAAGAGUAUCUGCUUCCUUUCUACGCCUCUCAGAACAAAGCUGAGAACGACAUGUGCCGGGAAACCCCGCAUUGUACCUCAGAAGGCAUUCCUCUUUCUCUCGUUGAAAAGUGCCCACCAGAACUCUUUUCUCUUUCUCCACCUAGACUAUCCCUCCCUUGCAUUCAACAUGAACACUCAGCUCCGCGCUCGUCUGUUCUCGCUUCUCCUUCGUCUCUUUCGCCUUGUUCUUUGACUCCGUCUCCCCUUGCCUUUCGUGGCACUUGGUGCGUUCGCGCAGCUGCACAGCCUUCUCUGCACAACGAACGACGGAGUGGCAGGGAAGACGGCGCGUCCGAGAAGGAAAGACAGUUGAAAAACGGGGCAGAGUUUAAGUGCCUUGAAAAGCGCUUGGAGUCCAUCGCCUGCGCUGUCUCACCUUUACAACCGAGGCUCAUGUUGGAGACUGAAUGCGCAUUUUGGUGGGCGGUCACGAGCGCCGAAGCAGGGGCCGACCACUCGGUAGCCCACGCGAUCACAGACUUCUACGAGGCUCUUCAAAAAGAGCAAAGCGAACGGCGUUUUUCUUCCUGUGUCAAAAAAGCACAGAGGCCGGACGACGGCGGCGAGGCUCCGGAGAAAACCCUGCCCACUGUUCCUUCUUCGCGAAAUGACGGGGACCGUCGACUUGAAAAACGCGGAGUAUCGCUUGUGACUCGCCAGACGCCGCCUUCAAAAGAGAGCAGGGCACUGCGCAAGUCUCUGCUGGAGGCGCCCUGUGCACACUUCCCUGACAUCCUUCCUCCUCUUUCUCGCGAAACGCACCCCGGAAAAGGCCUCACUGCGACGCUUCGCUCUCGGAGCAAACGCAGCCUCCCGGCGACGCUCCACCUCGUCGUCGGCAGGCCAGGCCUCGCCUGCCUCGCUCCUGCCUCGCUGGACGCACCCGAAGGAUCGGGAAACAGACAGCAAAACGCUCGCUCUGCGGCCCCCGAUUUGCGGCAGGCCUUCGUUGAAGGCGGCAGAGAGGCGCAGAAAGGCGACCUACGUGCAAGCGCCUGCCGCGUUGAGGACACGGAGAAGGACAGCGAUGGACGUACAGUUAGUGGAAUCGCCACAACCGUCCAAAGCGAAGCAACGGAUGCAGAGAAACAGCUCCUCAGCGAGUGGAUUGCCCACCAUCAAGCAGAGACGGGGACCGUGGUUGUUGUGCACACCCUCGUGGAGGUCAAACCCCGCACGGGAGAAGGCGUGGGCGAGGCGCAUGCGUCGUAUAAAUCAGUCUUUUUGGGAGCCGUUGCAUUUGCCGACGAGCUGUCUCCAGACGCCGAAGCAGCAGUCGCUUACUUGAAGGAUGCGCUGAGGUUGAAGCUCUUCGUAUGUACUGGCGACAACAGGCGGACCGCCCAGCGAGUGGCGACAGCUCUCGGAAUUUCCCCAAGCUGCGUCCUGGCCGAGGCGCUUCCUCCCCAGAAAGCAGCCUUUGUUCGUUCGCUGCAGACUGCGGGAAAUCGCCACAAACGGAGUCACGGAAGAAGCAAAAGGAGAAAAGGAGAGACGCGCGACGAAGGGAGAGACGAGAGGAGAGACGAGAGAAUGACGCGAGACACACACGGAAGACAAGGAAAGGGAGACAGAGAGAGGGCAGUCCACCUGCACCACGACUUUUCGAGAACAGAGUGGGUCUUGAAGAGACAAAGGCCUCCAGGCGAGACAGCAGAAAAGGGAGCAGAUGCGAAUGCCCGUUCGUGGCGUACGAAUUUCACUUGGGCGUUGGGAUUCAACGUCCUGGCUCUGCCUCUUGCGGCGGGUGUUUUCUAUCCUCACGUCUACGUGCACCCUCUGGCGGCGGCGACGGCUAUGGCGUUGAGCUGUUUUCUCGUCCUCCUCAACGCCUCGGGUCUCGCGCGUUUUCCGAAGUAUUCGGAGAAACUGCCCCUGCGGGCGUGA